AUGCUCAACAAGAAGCUAUCAGAGAAUGAUGUUAGAGCGUUGUUCGCGGGACACGGCGCUAUAGAGGAAUGUACAGUGCUAAGGGACGCACAGGGCCAAAGCAAAGGGUGUGCAUUUGUAACAUUCGUCUCUAAACAAGCUGCAAUUGCUGCUAUUAAGACGCUUCAUCACAGUCAAACCAUGGAAGGUUGUUCGGCACCACUUGUUGUGAAAUUCGCGGAUACGCAAAAAGAAAAAGAACAAAAGAAACUGCAAGCAAUGCAGGCGAGCCUCUGGGGCCUGACGCCUGUGACGCCGACUUAUCAGCUGCCUUCGGAGGCGGCCUUAUCACCGGCAACGCAGCUGCAAUUGUUGCAGCAGUUGCAGGCGGUUGGACUGCAGCAACAGCUUCUACAAGGCCAAGGCUCAACGUUGUUACAAGGUAUUAACUACCCAGAUAUCGCUUUCAAUGGCGCAGGGCUUAGUGGCGGAGCGGUGAGUGGGGUUGGGACAAUUGGUGGAUCGGACCAACUCAGUGGGCUUCUAGCGCCCGUGUCUGUACAGAACUUAGCUGCGCUAGCGGCCAUAACGCAGCCCCCGGUCGUGACGCAAGCGGCGCCUAUGGCCCCCGCUACGGCCCAACAGCCUGCAGCGCCACAACUAUGUCUUCUCGGAAAGACUAACAUCACAGGGUCAACAGCUGAACCUCUAAGCUCUGCGUACGCGGCACAGUUCGGUACUUUCGCUGCGGCGCCCUUGGGGUCUGUGCUUGGUACCGCCGCUGCUGCAGCUGCUGGGAAACAGGUUGAAGGCCCGGAGGGCGGCAACCUGUUCAUCUACCACCUGCCGCAGGAGUUCACGGACACGGACCUCGCGUCCACCUUCCUGCCCUUCGGCCACGUGAUAUCCGCCAAAGUGUUCAUAGACAAACAGACGAACCUCUCGAAGUGUUUCGGUUUCGUCUCGUACGACAACGCCGCGUCGGCGCAGGCCGCGAUACAGGCCAUGAACGGAUUCCAAAUCGGUACAAAGAGACUCAAAGUUCAAUUGAAACGUUCGAAAGAGCUCUCGAGACCGUACUAG
Molecule: messenger RNA, 1062 nt
Organism: Pieris macdunnoughi
Lineage: Eukaryota; Metazoa; Arthropoda; Insecta; Lepidoptera; Pieridae
Source: the annotation of a GenBank genome assembly